UUGGCCAUCAACUCCGAAUCAAACAUGCCUCGCGGACGCGUAAACAUGCCCACCUCGCACUCUGCUCCUUCCUCCCCCCACUCUCAUCCCGACUACAUUGACAUCGACGUCGACAUCGACAUUUCCGAACAUCCCCAACACGACACUCCGAUGUCUGACAAAGUAACCCCCGCUCGUGGCCAAGGCCGCAUGCAAUACGUAGGCGAUGCUGCCGACGCGAAGCGAGACAACAAGGAGAACAUGGCGUCCUGGCAGCGAGAGAUCACGACAGGAUCAAGGAGUACCCGGACAACAUCAACAGCUGAUCCAAGUGGGAAACUUGAGAACGCGAUGUAUGGGCCACUGAUGAAAGCACUGGAGCGAAUGGUAAGGCCGUUCCCGCACGGAAAGCGGCCCAAGUUCCACAACUACGAGCACAAGGUCAUGAAGUUUCCGUUCGAGCCGUACGAACACGACCAACACCCCACGAAGCCCGACGUCAUUGCGACGUUCCCGACACUACCUUUCAUCUCUCCGCUGCAUCGCUGGAGACAUGUCGCUCUCGUCUUCGAACUCAAGUCGCUGGCGUCGGCCGACCCGAUGAUGAUGAACAUGCAGACGCACUGGGAGACGCUCGUGCAGCUUGCAAAGAGCGCGCGGAACAUCAUGCUCUCGCAGGGGAGACUGUUCGCGUUUGUCGUCGGUAUAUAUGGCGAUCAGGCUCGUAUCUUUCGCUUUGACCGCGCCGGUGCGAUAUGCUCGCCCAAGUUUGCGUACAAGAAUCAUCCGGAGAUCUUGCACGCGUUCAUGUGGCGCUUGUUCCACCCGCGAGACAGGCGUUGCGCGAUCGUCGGGGAGGAUCCGACGAUGAAGCUGGGAACGAGUAUGGACCGGGAGCUGGCAGACAAGCUCGCAUCGAAGUACGACGAUGAAUGGAAAAGGACCGCGGAGACGCGGAAGGCAGUGCGACGGAUUACCAUGCAGGACGAGAAGGGAAAGCCGACGACGUACCUCGCAUACAAGCUGAUCUUCGUGAACUCUGGCUCGUUCAUCGUCGACAAGAGGAACCGAAGCACAGGCGAACGAUACAUUCUGAAGGAGACGUGGCGGCAGCUUGGUCGCCUCGAUGAGGUCGGCUUCUACGAGAGGCUACAGUACGCGAAGCUCGAAGAACACAAGGAGAAUCAGACGAAGGAUCGUGGCGUGGUCGAGGCAGAGACCAACGACGACGUCGAGGUCGAAGGGAAACUUGCGGCGGAGGUACAGGCCCUAGGCGAGGCCAGAUUCACGUACGGUGUCGCGAGGUACAUAUACGGCGAGGACUACGGCGAGAGGGAUGAAGCACAUCGGAAGCUUGUGGAGCAGGCAGAGACCUCUGGAGCUCCUGUGCCCGAGGACACGAAGGCGGGUCACCGGACGAUCUCUGGGGUGCAUAAUGCGCCUGAGAAGACAGUUGGGACGCCGCUGGCGAUUCAGGUGCACGCGGGAGGUCGUAUUGCGCUGCGCGAUGCUGUGGAAGGACACAGAAGGGCGUACGAAGCUGGGAUUAUACACCGCGACGUCAGCGAAGGGAACGUGAUGAUCUCGCGCCUUCGUGCUGCGUUCGCUGGCUUCAUUCAAGACUUUGACUUCAGCUUCAGCUGGCGACGGUUCUUGCAAAAGCGUGGCUGGGAUGUGAAUCUGGCCACAUGGGAGAAGUACUGCGUCGAACACGGCACGAACCGCCCGGGACGACGAGAAGACUGACCCCGCGAACGACUGCAAGGAGCGCACAGGCACGAUCCUCUUCAUGGCAGUUCAGGUCUUGAAGGGCAAGAUCACUCAUGAAGCACGUCAUGACUUGGAGUCGUUCUAUUGGCUCCUGAUAUUCAUAGUCCUUCGGCACACUGAUCAUGACCAUGAUUCCGGAAAAUGCGCUUUUGGAGAUCUCUUCUGUCUCGACUCUAUUGAGCAAUGUAUGAGACAGAAACGAGACUGGCUACAGGACGAAACAACCCCUGUGAGGGUUC
Fomitopsis serialis is the source of this 1988-nucleotide messenger RNA. RefSeq lists its product as uncharacterized. Gene Ontology annotation, biological process: protein phosphorylation. The coding region runs from base 25 to 1725 and encodes 566 amino acids. The record is from RefSeq and is a predicted model, not a curated record. Gene Ontology annotation, molecular function: protein kinase activity. Lineage: Eukaryota; Fungi; Basidiomycota; Agaricomycetes; Polyporales; Fomitopsidaceae. The transcript has 7 exons.